Molecule: messenger RNA, 1374 nt
Organism: Closterium sp. Naga37s-1
Lineage: Eukaryota; Viridiplantae; Streptophyta; Zygnematophyceae; Desmidiales; Closteriaceae
Source: the annotation of a GenBank genome assembly
AUGCCGGAUCGGUACUGGGUCAUCUUUAGUACGUCGCUGGCGUUCGUUCUCUGCAACAUGGAUAAGGUGAACCUGAGCAUCGCGAUUAUCCCGAUGGCGCACGAGUUCGGGUGGUCCGCCACGACGGUGGGCGUCGUGCAGUCGUCCUUCUACUGGGGCUACGCGCUCUCGCUGCUGCCCGCCGGCUGGCUCUGCCAAAAGUUCACCGGCACGCGCAUGCUACGGGCGGGCGUGCUCAUCUGGUCCAUCGCCACUGCCGCCAUCCCUUCUGCUGCCGCAUUCCUCCCCUCCCUCCUCUUCUCACGUGUUGCCGUUGGAUUUGGGGAGGGCGUUGCUCCCCCAGCAGCUACUGACAUCGUCGCCAGGUCCAUGCCAGCAGAGGAGCGCGCGCGCGGCAUUGCGUUUGUGUUCAACGGGUUCAACGUGGGAGGCGUGGUGGGCCUGCUAGCAGCGCCAGUACUCAUAGAGCAUUUAGGGUGGGAGUCCAUGUUCUACAUCUUCGGGUUCCUUGGAAUCCUCUGGAGCGUUGCUUUCAACCCCAAGCCGUCAGAGGUCACGUCAGCCGACUUUGAUGAGUCAGCAGCCGCCAGCACCAAUCAGGCGCUCUCCGUCUGCGUCUUUGAGGAGUGCCACGCGCCGGGAGACAUAGUGAGUGAGGAUUUGAGGGAGAGCGAGGAGGAGAGGAGGCUGGUUGAGGAAGGGGGAGGCGCGGAUCCAGUAGUGCCGUGGGGCGAGCUGCUGCGGAGCAGGGCGGUGCAGGCCGUGGUGUAUGCCCACUUCUGCAACAACUGGGGGCACCACAUCCUCCUCGCCUGGCUGCCCACCUACUACAGCAAGGAGCUUCAUUUGGACAUCACUCAAGCAUCACUGCUGUCGCUCCUCCCGCCGCUUCUCUCCAUCGCCGUGUCAGCGGUGGUGGCGCCGGCAGCAGACCGGCUGAUUGCAGAGGGCACAGAUGUUAGUCUGGUGCGGAAGCUAGCUCAGGGGAUGGCCUUCCUAGGUCCGGCAGCCUGCAUGGCAGUGGCUAGCUUCGGCCCGGACCACAAUCUCCCAACCUGGCUGCUUGUGGCGGCCCUCUCUGGUGGCAUUGGCCUCUCUGCCUGCUCCUAUGCUGGCCUCUACUGCUCACACCAGGACAUCUCUCCCAAACACGCCAGUGUGCUGCUGGGAAUGUCAACCACGGUGGGGGCAGUUCCGGGCAUUGUGGGCGUGCCACUGACCGGCUAUUUGUUUGACCAGACGCAUUCCUGGGCGACGGCCAUGUUCCUCCCCUCUAUCGCCUUCUACAUCUCGGGCACCAUCAUGUGGUCUCUCUUUGCCGACUGCUCUCGAGCCAGCUUCGGAGAGGACAAGGCAAAGCUCAAGGAGGCCUAG